AGCAGGGCCCAAACAGGCUGGGGGAGGGGAGCGCAAGGCCGACAGUUUCCGUGGAAAAAGCAAAGGCCGCGCAGGGUUAUAUAUCAAGGCCUUCUUAGCUUGUAUUUCUGCCCUCUUUGCAGAAUUGGGAGUCGCGACCGUGGCACAGUAUUCUAGGAUGUGGUGCCACAGGUUGCCCCACUUGCAAAGGCAGCUCUGGCACUUGCUGAAGGGAGGAAUCGUAUGCCAAAACUUUCAACAACCCAACUUCAAAAGCUUGUUUUCAUUAACCAUUCAUCGGCAUCAUACAGCCUCCAAAUCCCUGAAUUGUGUCUGGCAGCAACAUGAAGAUCACUUUGAACUACAAUAUGCUAACACUGUGAUGCGCUUUGACUAUGUCUGGCUCCGAGACCACUGUCGCUCAGCAUCUUGCUACAACUCUAAGACUCACCAGCGCAGCCUGGACACUGCUAGUGUGGAUUUAUGUAUCAAGCCAAAGACCAUUCGUCUGGAUGAGACUACACUCUUUUUCACUUGGCCAGAUGGUCAUGUGACUAGAUAUGAUUUGGAUUGGCUGGUGAAAAAUAGCUAUGAAGGGCAGAAACAAAAGGUUAUUCAGCCUAGAAUAUUAUGGAAUGCGGAAGUCUACCAGCAAGCCCAAGUUCCAUCUGUAGAUUUCCAGAGUUUUUUAGAAACCAAAGAAGGACUGAAGAUGUUUCUACAAAACUUUUUGCUUUAUGGAAUUGCAUUUGUAGAAAAUGUCCCUCCCACUCAAGAGCACACAGAGAAGUUGGCAGAAAGGAUCAGCUUGAUCAGAGAAACCAUCUAUGGGAGGAUGUGGUAUUUCACGUCAGAUUUCUCCAGAGGCGACACUGCAUAUACCAAACUAGCUCUGGAUCGGCACACUGACACUACCUAUUUUCAAGAACCCUGUGGCAUUCAAGUGUUUCACUGUCUUAAACAUGAAGGAACAGGUGGCAGGACAUUGUUAGUAGAUGGAUUCUAUGCAGCAGAACAGGUACUUCAAAAGGCACCUGAGGAAUUUGAGCUCCUCAGCAAAGUGCCAUUGAAGCAUGAAUAUAUUGAAAAUGUUGGAGAAUGUCACAACCACAUGAUUGGGGUUGGGCCAGUCUUAAAUAUCUACCCAUGGAAUAAAGAGCUGUAUUUGAUCAGGUACAACAACUAUGACCGGGCUGUUAUCAAUACUGCACCUUACGAUGUUGUCCAUCGUUGGUAUACAGCACAUCGGACUCUAACAGUUGAGCUGAGGAGACCUGAGAAUGAGCUGUGGGUCAAACUAAAGCCUGGAAGAGUCCUAUUCAUAGACAACUGGAGAAUCCUACAUGGCAGGGAAUCCUUCACUGGCUACCGUCAACUCUGUGGCUGUUAUUUAACGAGAGAUGAUGUAUUAAACACUGCUCGUCUUUUGGGACUUCAGGCUUAAAAUUGAGUGUAGUGGAAUUAUGAAUACACUUGGUACCUCAUCUACCAAAAUUUCACAUCAACAGGGUAGUAUGUCAAAAUCUGCUUCACAUUGUUUCCUUACCCUUUCCACAAAACAGAGACAUUUUUAUACUUUAGUAUGGGAAACAUGUUAAAGGAAUGAGGCUUCUGAGUUAUCUCAUGUCAGCCAUCUGUAGUAGGGUAGCACUCUUCCCAAAGAUAUAACAUGAUCCCACUUGUAUUCUAAACCUUUUAAUAAAUUUUUGUUUCUGUAUCUCAAAAAUAUAAUCUCCAUAUUAAAAGGAAAUCAAUAAUGCUCUAGGUGAAAUUUUCUUCUGACUAGAUCAGUUACGAUGACAUGCACUCCAGAAAUGACAAAAUAUUAACAAAGCAACAAUUUGCAAAAUGUUUGGUCUUAACAUCCACAUAUUAGGGAAAACAUGUUACUUGUCUUUCUUUUUUACUUAUUCCCCUUAACAUAAUGUCCUCCACUUCUAUUAUUGUUCUGCAAAUGACAGCAUAUCACUUUUCUUUUUUAUACCUGAAUAAUAUUCCAUUGUGUGUAUGUGUCACAUUUUCUUUAUCCAUUCAUCAGUUGACGGACCCUUAGAUUGUUUCCAUUUGCUAUUGUGAAUAUGCAGCAAUAAACGAGCAUGCAGAUAUCCUUUUGGUUUGCUGAUAUUUUCUUUGGAUAUAUACAU
Fukomys damarensis (Damara mole-rat) is the source of this 2123-nucleotide messenger RNA. RefSeq names its product trimethyllysine hydroxylase, epsilon (gene Tmlhe). The record is from RefSeq and is a predicted model, not a curated record. Bases 158 to 1423 code for a protein of 421 amino acids. NCBI's taxonomy places the organism in Eukaryota, Metazoa, Chordata, Mammalia, Rodentia, Bathyergidae. The transcript is spliced from 8 exons. Gene Ontology annotation, molecular function: iron ion binding; trimethyllysine dioxygenase activity. Gene Ontology annotation, cellular component: mitochondrion. Gene Ontology annotation, biological process: carnitine biosynthetic process.